Meloidogyne enterolobii is the source of this 651-nucleotide messenger RNA. Lineage: Eukaryota; Metazoa; Nematoda; Chromadorea; Rhabditida; Meloidogynidae. The record is from the annotation of a GenBank genome assembly.
UUUUUAAAUAAAUUUAUUUUAAGGAAAGAAAUCUUAGCAAUGGAAGAAGCUUCAAAACAAUCAAAAAUUUGUUUAAGAGAAGAAAAAUUCCAAUCAGCUGCUAAUACAAUACAAAGACUGGCAAAUGAUUCGAAUAAUCAAUUACUUCUUUUUCAACUUCCUUCUAUUCCUUUAUUGCGGAUAGCAGAGACACGAAAGCAAAAUAUAUUGGAAGAUGAACAACAACCAAAAAAAUCUUCAAAUAAAUCAAUUCAAGAACCUCAAUUAAAAAAUAAAAAUUGUUUAGAAUCAUUUCCAAAUGAAGGUACAAAAAUUGGAAAAUUACAAUUUUUGCGUAGUGGAAAGGCUGUUUUAAAUAUUGGGGGGCAUCAAAUGGACAUUUCUGAAUCAAUUAACAGUGAAAGUUUUGAGACUCUGCUUCGAGUAGAAGUUGCCAGUCGACAACCCCAACAAAAUUCAAAAGAUAUUAAUUUGUGUGGACUUCCAUUUAGCUUAAAUAAUGGAAUUUCAACGUCACAUCAUUCAAUUCCCGGUACUGCUCAACUUUUGGGCUCUUUACCUUUUAAUUUUGUUUGUUCUUUUGAUAUUAAACGUGCUUUGCAAACAACAAAUGAUGACUCAGCUCCUUCCACUUCGUCUAUACAAAAUUAA